Molecule: messenger RNA, 2742 nt
Organism: Cokeromyces recurvatus
Lineage: Eukaryota; Fungi; Mucoromycota; Mucoromycetes; Mucorales; Mucoraceae
Product: nucleoporin autopeptidase-domain-containing protein
Exons: 6
Coding region: 1-2742 (913 amino acids)
Biological process (GO): protein import into nucleus; RNA export from nucleus; post-transcriptional tethering of RNA polymerase II gene DNA at nuclear periphery
Cellular component (GO): nuclear pore; nuclear pore cytoplasmic filaments
Molecular function (GO): structural constituent of nuclear pore
Source: RefSeq, a predicted model, not a curated record
AUGUUCGGAAAAAGUGCAUUUGGAAGUACUGGAGGCUUUGGACAACAACAACAAAAUACUUCAGUAUUUGGUCAACAACAACCACAACAACAAAGUGCAUUUGGAGGAUUUGGAGCAACGACAACAACUCCUAGCGCCUUCGGUGCUACACCAACUACUAAUGCAUUUGGUCAACCUGCUCAACAAUCUGCUUUUGGAGCAGCUCCAGCUGCAGGUGGCUUUGGGGCAACUGGUUCAGCAUUUGGUCAAGCAAGACCUUCAGCUUUUGGAAGUACCUCAACAUCUGCGUUUGGUUCUGCUCAACCUACUACUUCCACAGCUUUUGGAGGCUUUGGAUCAACUCCAUCAACUACACCAGCAUUUGGAAAUACAACUCAAAAUACAGGUGGUUUAUUUGGUCAGCGCCCUGCUACAAAUGCUUUUGGUAGUACCACCACUACCGGCGCCUUUGGUCAACCUCAACAACAAACAUCAGCAUUCGGUAUGGGAAAUACUACAUCAGCAUUUGGACAACCUGCUGGAGGAGUCAAUCAGGGAACAGCUGUAGCUGAUUUUUCUCCAACUCAAGAUCGUGACAUUACAACGGGUGUUAAUAAUUUCUUCCAAACCAUUACUGCCAUGCCUCAAUACAAGAACUUUUCUCUUGAAGAACUUCGUUUACAAGAUUACCAACAAGGUAGAAAGAAUGCUGGUGCUGCAGCUGGUGGUGGUUUUGGAUCUACUACAACCUCAACUUUUGGUCAACCUGCUACAACUUCCGCCUUUGGUCAACCUGCUACAGGUGCUUUUGGUCAACAAACAUCUGCUUUUGGUCAACCUGCUGCUACUGGUUUUGGUUCUACUAAUACAUCGGGUGGACUCUUUGGUCAACAACAAAAUACCACUACAUCUGCAUUUGGUCAACCUGCUGCCACCGGCUUUGGCUCCACUACAACUUCUGCAUUUGGUCAACCUGCUAACCAGACAAGUGCUUUUGGUACUAAUAAUACUACAGGUGGUGCUUUUGGAUCUACCGCAGCAAAACCUUUCUCAUUUGGUAGUACACCAUCUACAGGUGCCUUUGGUCAGACUACAACUUCUGCAUUUGGUCAACCAGCUACAUCCACCACAAGUGCCUUUGGUCAACCUGCGACACAAACAACUGGUUUUGGUGCUUUUGGUCAAAAGCCAGCUACAACAACUACAGGAUUUGGUGGUUUUGGUAAUACAGGCACAACUACAACUGGUUUUGGUGCCACUACAGGCGGUUUUGGAGCUGCUGCUAGUAAGCCAGCCAGCACUUUUUCUUUUGGUGCCACUGCUCCUACAACUGGAACGACAACGGGUGGUUUUGGUGGUUUUGGUGCAACAAGCCAGCCUGCUACUACUGGAUUUGGUCAGACAAGCACAGCGGGUACUGGUCUUUUUGGAGCUGCUAAACCUACUGCCCCUACUACAUCCCUCUUUGGUAACACUUCAGGCACCACAACUGGUUUUGGUGGUUUUGGUACUAACACAACAGGUACUACAGGAGGAUUGUUUGGACAAAAGCCUGCUACAGGUGGAUUAGGAGGAGGAUUAUUUGGCAACAAUACCUCUACUACAACUGGAUUUGGAGGAUUUGGUCAGCAACAACAAACUGGAAACACCUUCAAUUUACCUGCUCAAGGUGGAUUAACUUCAUUUGGUACUAAUCCUCUUCAAGCAGGUGCUCAACAACAACAACCUUUAGUUGCCACUGUCGAUAAGAACCCUUAUGGUAACAACCCCUUGUUUGAUUUGAGUAAAGUUUCAAACACUUCAGUAAAAUCAGGAGGCCCAUCUGCUGUUGCUGUUGAUAGUACAGGUCGUAAAACAACCCAUCCUCAUUACCCUAUUUCACCUCGUGUUGUAUCUAAAAUCAAGCUUCGUGGUUUCUCAUUUACUCCUGUCAAGGCUACGACCAAAAAGGUGGUUACAUCUUCUUUGGAAGGUAUCAGUGAUGAUGCAGUUCUUAGCUCUGGAGCCUUUGCUCCUCGUGCCAACAAUAAAAAGUUAAUCUUUGAUGAUAACAUUGAUGCAGCUAAUAUUGUAGCACUUGUUAAUAAGAAGAAAUCCGAUAAAAAGAAGGUUACAUUUGUUCCUGAAUUAGAAUCUGUUGCAGCUAAAGAAAAUGCUAAUACAACUACUACAAUGACAACCUCUGUUACUACUACAACCACUACUACCGUCUCUGAUGUUACUACGAAAGAUUUACAAAAUGAGUCUGUUGCAACAUCCGCUGCCACCACUACCACUGCUAGCGCUACCACUACUGCUGCUAGCACAACUCCUGCAUCUACAGUUGCCAUGAAGAAUGGUUAUUACAUGUCACCUAGUCUUGAAACUCUCAUCAGUAUGCCAAAAGAAGGAUUAAAACAAGUCCAUAAUUUUAUUGUAGGACGUAAAGGAUAUGGUAAAGUUGAAUAUAUGGAACCUGUUGAUUUAUCAGAGGUUGUUCUUGAAGACAUUAUGGGAAAUAUUGUGGUUAUUGAAGAUAGGAAGGUUCUUGUCUAUCCUGAUCUUGACAGUAAACCUCCUACAGGUCAACAACUCAAUACAACUGCUAUCGUCACACUUGAAAAUUGUUUUACCAAGGAUCGAAAUACGGGUGCACCCAUUAAAGAUCCUGAACAUCCACGAUUCAAGCUCUUUAAGGAAAAGCUUCGUAAACAACCCGAUGUUGAAUUUAUGGAUUAUGACGAAGUUACAGGUGAAUGGAGUUUCAAAGCAUAUCACUUUUAA